Malassezia restricta is the source of this 1695-nucleotide messenger RNA. Its product is annotated as retrotransposon. The coding region runs from base 1 to 1695 and encodes 564 amino acids. Lineage: Eukaryota; Fungi; Basidiomycota; Malasseziomycetes; Malasseziales; Malasseziaceae. The transcript has a single exon. The record is from RefSeq and is a predicted model, not a curated record.
AUGGCAGGCCCUGUGCGUGUUCGUGUCCGCUCGGCACACCCGCUCCCACCUGCGCAGUUCUGGGUCGUCAUCGAUCGUGCAGACGAUAUAGAUGUUGUGCGUGAACGCAUAGCUCGCAUACUGCAAACGCGCUACGACGCUCCAGUGACGGCGACCGCUUUGUGCCUCUCUGUCCUUGACUUUGAAGUGUGGGACUAUGUGGGCGACGUUCUCCAAGAUGACGGUCUCGUCACCGUUUCGAUGAUAAAACGUCGCAAAGUAUGUGAAGCUCCUAGUGAAAAUACCGAUAUGGUCGUGCAUCCUGACGCCGAGCGCCAAAUCAUGGCCGAAGCUCACAAAAUUUCGCUCUUAAUGUGCUCUGAAUGCGGGGUACAGCCAAGAAAGACGCUGGGUGUGAAGCGCAAGAAGCCAGAAGCAUCGCGUUUUGUGCAUGAUAUUUCACAGGACCUUGAGCAAGCUGAACUUGAUGAAGAGCCGGAUGAGCUGGAUUAUGAGGAUGAGGUCGACUAUGACGAUGUGAUGGACGAGAAUGAAGUCAUCGACGAAGUUGACUAUGAUGAUGUUGUGGAUGAUCACGAUGAGCUAGAGGAAGUGGUGCGAGCCAAGGACGAAGACGAGAAUCAGGAGAACGAUGAGGAGGAAAACGAAGGAGAGAGAGAGGAAGAGGAGAGUGAGGAAAGUGAGGACGAAGAAGAGGAGAGUGAAGAAGAGGAGGGUGGGGAUGAAGAGAGUGAAGAAGAGGAGAGUGAAGAAGAGGAGGGUGGGGAUGAAGAGAGUGAAGAAGAAGACGAAGAAGAGGAGAGUGAAGAAGAAGACGACGGGGAGAGUGAAGUAGAGGAUAACGAGGAGGAGAGCGAGGAGAGCCAAGAGGAAGAAGAGAGAAAAGACGAGGACGACGGAGGCGACGACGAGCAAGGCGACUCAGAACCGAGUGUAUACUCUUCGUCUAUUCCUAGCGUUUGGGUGCCUCCUGGUCAAGGAAAGGACCGUACGCGACACAAAAACCAAAAGCGCCGCGAGCGUCGGAAGGCCGCGCGGAAUACUCAGUUCGCUCUCGACCAUCAGGGCAGUAUGUCGUGCCCACGACCCGCGACAGAUGUGCGCGUCGACGCUGUUCCGCAUCUUCCUCCUGGCGGUGGAUCUCUCGAUAUAACGUCAUCUACGCCGGAAACAUCACCGCUGGAAAGUAUCGCGCAACGCAUGUUGGAGCGCACCACCGUCGGGCAUCGUAAACGUCGGAAGCGUAACCAAGAACUCGCUCUUCCAUCGAUCCAUACACCAGCGUUUGUGAGUGCGUCAGACGUUCUCAAGGCUCAUCAGCCAGAAGACCCGCCCAAGCUCAUGCCGAUACCCUCAAAACUUGCGCCAGAAGAGCUACCAGCCAAUGUAUCUGUCACCAGUACAGACUGCGAACAAUGGUAUUAUGAACAGCCGUACUAUCAAAAUGAGGAAGACGACGACGCCUCUACGCAGGCUUACUACGACAUGCAACGCCAAGUGCGCGCCUCUCUGGAGCAAGAAAAGCAGCAAGAAGACGUACAGGAUUCGGUGCUGGACGAAGAGCACGAUCCGCUACGCGAAUCUCUUCCACGAUCUUUUGGGCGUAGCAGCGACCACCGUCACGACGAGGGUGCUCCUCGUCAUCCCAUCCUCGACCGGAUCCAGGCGAUCCGUGCGUCCAUUUACGGCGCCUGA